GCGCAGUUUGGCUAGCAGCCAUCACGCCACCAGGGCUCGGGGCUGCUGGGACCCUCCUGGGUACUGCGCAGCAGGUCCUUGAUCUUGGCACACCUGUACCCCCUGGGCAUCCUGUCAUCCCUGGUGUCUCUCCCUUGGAGCUGCCUUGUCCCCAGCCAGACACACUUGCAUUUUCCAGUGCAGGUUUGGAAAGAUGCUGCCUUUGGAGAAGGCAUUUGCCUCCCCCAGAGGCUCCCCGACUCCCCCAGAACUGCCCACUCCAGAGUCAGCAGCUGAGGUCCAGCAGGAGGAACCCAAGACUGAGACUGUCACCGAGAGGACCCCUGCCGACCUCGAGUUCUCUCGCUUGCGCUUCCGGGAAUUUGUCUACCAGGAAGCUGCUGGGCCCCACCAGACCCUGGCCCGCCUCGACGAGCUGUGCCGCCAGUGGCUGAUGCCCGAGGCGAGCUCCAAGGAGCAGAUACUGGAGCUGCUGGUGCUGGAGCAGUUCCUGGGCAUCUUGCCAGACAGGGUCCGGCCCUGGGUGGUGGCGCAGUAUCCCGAGAGCUGCAAGAAGGCGGCCUCCCUGGUGGAGGGCCUCGCUGAUGUGCUGGAUGAGCCAGGGAUGCUGCUGGAUUCACCGACUGGGUCCUCGGUGCCAAGCGAGGGUGUGUACGAGAGGUUCCCCGAGCCACUGCUGUUUCCAUUCGAGCUACCGAGCCCCAGCCAGUACCUGGGACGUGGGUACCCCCCGACUCGGGUCGAGACUCCUGUGACUGCCCUUCUCCCAGCCUGGCCCUCCAUGGAACCCCUGCAUCCAGAGCUGGGGAGCAUUGGAGAGGAAAAGACUGAAGAGGCCGACCCUGCCACAGCUGAGAAGCCAGAGUCCUUUUUGGAGGAGCCUCUGCACCAGGAGGAGUGGGGCCACCUGGACCCCACUGAGGAGAACAUGGAGAGCUACGGGAAGCUGCUCCUGUGGGGGUAUCAGUUUUCCCAGCCUGAUGCUGCCUCCAGCCUGGAGACGGAGGACCUUCGGUUGGUGGAAAGAGAGUCGGCAGGAGGCAACCUCCCAGGCAGCGAGAAGCAGCAGGAAGGCACAAGGAACAAGGGUGAGGACGUUUCCACAAGUGAGACGCCGACAGAAAGGCUCAAGGGGGACUGUCCUGCUGACCCCUCGGGUGUCACUGAGGAGGAGCAGCAGCAGCAGCCCCGGAAGACUCCAGAUCCUCAGGAUGGAGAGUCGAGCCCUGUCUCUGAAAAUCAGAGGCAGUCGUUCGUCCAGCAGCUAGCGGAGGACAAGGACGAGGCCAUGGUGGCCACCCCCCAGCAGGGCCACGGAAUGAAGCGGCCCCACCCCGAAGAUGUGGAAGAGCAGGGCCCUGAGCCUGGCGAGGCAAGCAGGGAGCCUGACGUAGCCAGGCAAGAUCCGGGCCCCUCAGCUUCAGGCUGCCCCGCGGCCGAAGAGCCCGACGCAUACCAGGGGAAGCCCUACACCUGCAGCGAGUGCGGGGAGGCCUUCGUGUGGAUCUCGCACCUCAUGGAGCAUCACAGCAGCCACGGGGGCAGGAAGCGCUUCGCGUGCCAGGACUGCUGGAAAACCUUCCACUUCAGCCUGGCACUGGCCGAGCAUCAGAAGACCCAUGAGAAGGAGAAAGGCUAUGCGCUGGGGGCGGUCCUGGGCUCCCACCCUACCACCAGCGAGGCCCACGCCAGUGGCAGGGCCGGCGAGCUCCCGGAGAGCUCAGAGCGCCAAGUUCGCCUUGGGCCACCGGAGGUGGCGGCGGCGGAGGAGGAGGAGGUGGCAGAGGCAGAGGUGGCAGAGGCAGAGGCGGCAGAGACAGAGGCGGCAGAGACAGAGGCGGCAGAGGCAGAGGGAGAUUCCCCAGUGACGUGUCUCACUCUCAGCCGUCAGGGCCACAGAUAG
Messenger RNA from Lemur catta (Ring-tailed lemur), 1903 nucleotides. It is a transcript of the gene ZSCAN18, whose product is annotated as zinc finger and SCAN domain containing 18. Bases 194 to 1903 code for a protein of 569 amino acids. The record is from RefSeq and is a predicted model, not a curated record. The transcript is spliced from 8 exons. NCBI's taxonomy places the organism in Eukaryota, Metazoa, Chordata, Mammalia, Primates, Lemuridae.